UCUUAGCCAGACUUAACCACAAGAGAUUAACUUGUUUAUUGCCAAUGCAAUAUACAUUGACGGCAAUUCUGCGUCUAUUGUAUUAUUAAAUAUAAAAGGGUAAAAUUCACCAGUUAACGAUCAGUCUCCUUACGGUUGUCGUAUAGUGCGGACGUGGAUAUUGUGUCAAGUUAUCCAGUGAAAUUAAGUGGAUAGUAAUAUGUCUGCCAACGCUUCAACUCCUGAAAAUGUCCUGUUUGGAGAUCGUGAAGAGGAAGAAGAGAUGUUCACCGAUUCGUCAUCAUCUGAUGAGACAUCAGAGUCGGACUUGGAAGACGAGGAGAGUCCCGAAGUUUCGGACGAAGGCGAUCAAUGGAAGGAGACGGGUUCGCUUAAGCAAUUUCCAUUCACCAACACAGGUCAAUUCAACGUAGGUCUAGCGGUCUCUCCGAUAGACUUCUUUGAAUUAAUUUUUAACUCCACAUUCAUGACGACCCUCGUGACUAGCAUUAACGAUCACGCUUUAAAGUUAUGUAAAAACAGUUGGAAAGAAACUACAGUACACGAGUUGCGAACGUUUUUUGCGUUGAUUUUUCACAUGGGACACAUUCGUAUACAUCGAAUCAAUGAUUAUUGGAGUACGGAUUCUUUAUAUAACCUACCAUUCUGUCGUUCAUUUAUGUCUCGCGAUCGAUUCCUGUAUUUGCUCAAAAAUUUGUCUUUUAACGAUGGGAACACAUAUAAAAUUACAGAUCCCAAUCGGUAUCUCAAACCUUUGAUUAACUUUUUCAAUGGACUCAUGAAAGAAUUAGUUUCGCCCCCCAAAAAUUUAGCAAUCGAUGAGGACGUAGUGCAUUGUGGUGGACGUUUAAAAAUUAGACAACACAUCGAUGGGAAAAUGCAUAAAUAUGGAGUUAAGAUGUAUGCACUUACGGACACUAAUGGUAUUACUCAGAAAAUGCAUAUAUAUUGUGGAUCUCACGAUACUGAGGUGCACGGGAGAGGUCAUGCUGAAAAAGUAGUUAUGCUGUUAAUGGCAGAUUACUUUGACGCGGGCCAUUCCGUUUACACAAAUAGUUUCUACAGCAGUGUUGCAUUAGCAGAGAAACUGCUGGAGAAGCGAACCUACUUAACCGGUAUCCUACGGGCCAAUAGAUUUAGGAAUCCAUCCAUGAUUAAGAGGAAAAUCGGCAGAGGUACAUUGCUAACGAGAUAUAAUUCCCGUGGUGUUUGUGUCACGAAUUACAAGAACAAUAGGAAUGUACUGAUGAUUUCAACCGAGCAUCACUCAAAUUUCGAACAGACGCUCAAGAGCGGAAAUAAAAUCCAAAAGCCUAAUGUUGUCAUACAAUACAAUAAAAAUAUCAAAGGCGUUGAUAAGAAAAACCAAAUGUUAUCUUAUUAUCCAUCGUUUAAUAAAUCCACCAGAUGGUACAAGAAAAUUAUUUUGUACGUCACCGAAGUUAUGCUCUUAAAUGCUUUUAUUAUGUUCAAAGAACACGCAAAAGCAUCUGGAGAUUCAAAAACAUCGAUGACAUUUUUAGAUUUCAGAUUGAGUAUUAUUAAAAAUUUACUAAACAUUGAAGGCAUUGACAGUAAUGAUUUAAAUUCAGGCCCAUCAUCUCACAGUCGAAUUGACUCCGCAUCUACCGUAUACCACUUGCCGGACGAGUUACCCAAAAAUAAAAAAGGCAAAAGAAAAAGAAAGGAUUGCAAGCAUUGCCUUGAAAAGCGCAAUGUUCGCAAAGCUUCAAGAUAUUACUGUCCACUCUGCUAUAAAACACCUGGUCUAUGCAUUGAAUGCUUCAGAGAAUAUCACGGGUACUAACAUUGCCGUAACAAGGGAACUCUUCUUGCACAAAAAAGUACCCAAUAGUUUUUUAAAUUCUCUCUUAUCAACGUCUUUCAUUGCUUUAUUGUUUAAAUUUUUUUUCUCAUGUAUUCGCGUUGUACAUUCGUGUCCGUAAUAACUUGAUUUAAGUUUGCUCAAUUAUUUCUGUUAUUUGCAUGUGGUGGAGAUGGGCAAUCACGAUUGGUUGGCCAUCACAGGAGAGCGCGAGGUCGGGGCGCGCUCCACCCGAACUGGGUCCACAUUUUUGUGUCACUGAUCUCAUUUUCUUUUGAAGGUUUUAUCAUAUACUAGCGGUCCGUUCCGGCUUCGCCCGUGGUGGGCUAUCUAACACUGAAAGAGUUUUUCCAAUCGACCAGCAGUUCCUGAGAUUAGCGCGUUCAACCAAACUCUUCAGCUUUAUAAUAUUAUAUUAUAUUAUAUUGCAAGAUCAGCAAAUAUCGGCCAUCGGCUCUCAAGAAGAGUUCUCUACAUCUGCUCGCAUCAUGUGUAUUCACAGAUCAUCAAUUAUAAUGCUACUAGCGGUAUGCUGCGCCCCGCGGUUUCACCCGCGUAAGUCCGUAUCACAGUAUCCAGUUGUCCAGCUGUCUCCGUACCAAAUUUCAUUGCAAUUGGUACAGUAGUUUUUGCGUGGAAGAGCAACAAACACACGCACAUCCUUACAAACUUUCGCAUUUAUAAUAUUAUACUAGGAUAGGAUUAUUUUAAAUUCAUUGUUACUAUUAAAGUACGUUAUAUCCUUUCCUACUAAUCCUACUACGCCUCUACAAAUAGAUUGCCGUCUUCAUAUUGUCAAGGGAUUAAGAUAGGAUUCGCGAGAGGAAUGCAGGAAAAGACUGGGAAGUGGAAAGAAAAGAUAAGGGCCUCCGGCUCCCCCACUCACCGAACAAAACACUGCAGUCUGCUGUUUCACGCCGGACUUCUGUGGAGUUGUGCUACUUCCCCCGGUGCGAGCUGGUCCAAUUCGUGCUGAAGCGUGCUCGGCUACCACAUCAAUAAACCUUAAUGGUCUUACUAAUAAACAUUAAUUAUGCAUUCUGUAUAUCAUUCUGUAUUUCAUUAUAGCGAAAUCGUUACUAAUAAACGAUGUAUGUGUUUGGCAUUUUAACAGUCCUUAUUCAAUUGGUUGACCUUUUAUAGUGUACUAGUAUACCCGGCCACGCAUUGCUCUGUCUGAGUAAUAAUUAAAAAUAUUAAGAU
This is a messenger RNA of Zerene cesonia (dogface butterfly), 3028 nucleotides long. Its product is annotated as piggyBac transposable element-derived protein 4-like. NCBI's taxonomy places the organism in Eukaryota, Metazoa, Arthropoda, Insecta, Lepidoptera, Pieridae. The transcript has 2 exons. The record is from RefSeq and is a predicted model, not a curated record. Bases 200 to 1807 code for a protein of 535 amino acids.